AUGUGCGGUAUUGUGAUUGCGUCAGCUCGAUCGCGUCAGACUGAUCGCGGCUGGCCUUGCGCGGAUAAGCGGCGUGCGAAUCACCCCCGUGCGGACACCCGCGCGCGGAAGAUCAGCGCCAUCCGCGGAGGGGGCGCGCAAGCGCGGGGGGCUGCUGGUGGUGCGCGCCGUGGGGGAUCACCAGCUAGCGCCGCUGCCGUACCAGCUGGUACGCGCUCCACCCCGCUUAAACCCUUAACCCGCGCGCUUGCAGAGCGGGUGCUUGUGGUAGAUGCGCCGCCCCUGAUGCUUGCCGCUGCCCUGGGUUUCGGGUUUAAGGGGAUGGCGCAUGGCAACGCCUUAAACCUCAAACCUCGCUCACCCCCGUCAUCUUUUAUCAUCUCUACUCUUCCCCCGGGAACCCCUCCCCCUUCCCCAACCCAACCCCCUCCUCCCAACCCGUUAAACCCCUCGCUGGAAGCCCAUUGGUCGGGGCACCACGGGCGCCAGCUGGCGGCGCUGAACCGCCAGCUGGACGCUGACCUGGCGCUGAAGCGGCUGCCGCUGGAGGAGCUGGUGAAGGUGGCUUAUAACGGGGGCAACCCUCUUCCCUGCUUCAACCUCGCUGCUGAGGUGGGAGAAGUGGGGGGGAGGGGGCGUAGUGUAGAUGUGCUUGUAACGAGGAUAAAGAUGGUGAAGGUGGUCGACCCCAUUCUCUGCUUCAACCUCGCUGCGAGGUGCAUGCAAUCACGAGUUCUUCUUUUCGGGAUUCCAGCCGGAAACCGAGGCAGCCGGAGCAGGGAGGUGGGGAACCGGCCAGAGGAAGAGGCGUGGAAUCACGAGUUCUUCUUCUCGGGCUUGCAGCCGGCAGACGAGGCAGAAGGCAGGGAGGGGGGCAACCGGCCAGAGGGGGAGGUGCUGCGGCUGGUGGAGCGGGACUUCGGGUCGGUGGAGGGGUUUCAGAGGGAGUUCAGACAGGCGUGUGCCUUGUCGUUUGGCUCGGGAUACGUGUGGCUCUCAGCCAAGGUGGACACGGUUGUGCCAGAGGAGUGGCUUGCAGACAUGCGAGUGCCCAACACAUACCGCCUGCAGGUGGCUCACCUGCGAGUGGAGAGGACAGUCAACGCCUUCAACCCCCUCGUCUUCGACCGCAUUCCCUUGACCGUGCUCGACUUGUGGGAGCAUUCCUACCUCUCAGACUAUCCCGAUAACAGGUCAGCUUAUGUGGAGGCGUUCUUGCAGCAGCUGAUGUCAUGGGAUGCAGUGGCGGCACGAGUGGACCGGGCCAAGUCCCUCACCAACUUCUGGGAAAUGCCUGCUCCUCCUGACGCCUUCAUCCGCCCAGGAUUCGUUCUCCUUCAAAUCUGUGCGUCCAUCUCAGCGCUUCUCCUCCAAUCGCCAGGCACAGCGGCUGACCUGGAGGCCAGGCUGGCAGCUGCCACGUCAGCAGCGGAAGGCGGAGGGGGAGGAGGAGGGGAAGGGGGCGCGGGGAACGUGUGGGGGAUGAUGGGGGGAGUGGUGGAGCUACUGGGGGCGGUGGGGGACGAGUGCACGGACGAGCAGCGGUGGUCCGUGGGGGUGGUGACUCUGCAACGCAAGCACGUGUUCGCCAUGGAGGUGGGUGAGUGGGGAGAGAAGUGGGGGGGUUGGAGGGGGAGGGGGAAGUGUGCGUGGGAUGAUACAGGGAACGUGGGUGUGGUGGUGACUCAGCAGCGCAAGCACGUGUUCGCCAUGGAGGUGAGUGAGUGGGGAGAGAAGGGAUAUCUGGGCGUCUCAUGCGCGCUUUCAUCUCUCGCCCCUUCCUCCCUUUCCUCUGCCUUCCUCUCCUCUUUUUUCGCCCUCCCUUUCUUUUCCAUCUCCCAAUGCACUUGUGCUUUUGUGAAGGUUCGGAUUGGUUUCUUGACGGACCUGUUAGCAGCUGACACGUGGCAGUCACACGUGCUGCCAUUGGUGGAGCUGGCCGUUGACUCCCUCCAGGAGCCAAGUCUGUGCGAGGUGGCAGCAGAGGUGGUGGGCGAGAUGGCCAGUCGGCACGAGCCCCUACUCCCAACCAUCACCCCGCACCUCCUCUCCUCCUUCUCCCAAGCCGCCGCCACCCACCCCGACGCCUUCCCUCCUCUCGCCUCGUCGCCCUCCAACGCUACUGCUGCUGCUGCUCUGCCUGCGCCACCACUCUCCAGUGCCGCUGGCACAAGCAGCAUGGAUGAGGAGGAGCGGGAAAGGCUGGUGGCUGCUUUUGCGUCGGCCAUAGCAGAUGUUGGCCUGGCGGGCCCUGCACACGUGCUGCUCUCGCCUCACCUGCGUGACCCCUUCGCCACCGCAGCCUUAAGUCAUCGUCUCACCAUCUCUGCCUGUACUGGCUCACCAUCUCUGCCUGUACUGGCUCACCAUCUCUGCCUGUACUGGCUCACCAUCUCUGCCUGUACUGGCUCACCAUCUCUGCCUGUACUGGCUCACCAUCUCUGCCUGUACUGGCUCACCAUCUCUGCCUGUACUGGCUCACCAUCUCUGCCUGUACUGGCUCACCAUCUCUGCCUGUACUGGCUCACCAUCUCUGCCUGUACUGGCUCACCAUCUCUGCCUGUACUGGCUCACCAUCUCUGCCUGUACUGGCUCACCAUCUCUGCCUGUACUGGCUCACCAUCUCUGCCUGUACUGGCUCACCAUCUCUGCCUGUACUGGCUCACCAUCUCUGCCUGUACUGGCUCACCAUCUCUGCCUGUACUGGCUCACCAUCUCUGGCUGUACUGGCUCACCAUCUCUGCCUGUACUGGCUCACCAUCUCUGCCUGUACUGGCUCACCAUCUCUGGCUGUACUGGCUCACCAUCUCUGCCUGUACUGGCUCACCAUCUCUGCCUGUACUGGCUCACCAUCUCUGCCUGUACUGGCUCACCAUCUCUGCCUGUACUGGCUCACCAUCUCUGCCUGUACUGGCUCACCAUCUCUGCCUGUACUGGCUCACCAUCUCUGACGGCUCGCCUCCUGUCCUGACCAUCUUCUUUCUCUCGACUUGUAACUCUCCUCCUUGCAUCAACCUCACCUCACCUCAUCCACUCCCCUCCUCCUCCCCACUUCCUCCAUCCCUGUCAUUCCCAGGCCUGAGUGAGUUCGUGUCCUCGCGUCUCAACCCAUCAUCGCCCUCAUCACCGGCUCUAUCAGCCCAGGACGCAGCAGCAGCACACGCCAUUCUCCUCGCCGCCCUGCCUCUCUGCCUCUCGCAUGCCAAGGUGGUGACAGCAGCAGAGGACUACCGGGAGCAGCUGGAGGAGACGUUGGUGGACGUGAUGAGAGCAGUGGGGGCGGCGAACUACCUCUCAUGUGCGGCACCGGUCCUGCUAGCCUCUCCCACCCCCCAACCGCACCAACUGCUUGCCGACGUUUCAGCACUGGAGCUGCAGCUGUUCGCCUCUCAGGCCGUGGCGGAUUCUGAUAGGCCAGUGGACGCGGCAUGGGCAUGUCAGGUUCUAACAGCAGUGGCUGCCGUUGCUGCUGCUGCUGCUACAGCUCCCCAGCCUUCCAUUGCUCCCCGGUUACAACCGUGGGCGCCUCAAAAAUCUCCUCAUCAUCCUCCGUCUCAACAGGUGCAUCGAGCAGUGGCAGCCAAUGUGUUGGUGUAUCUCUCCUUCCUCCCUCGCGUGCCGGCCAUCGUCCCUGCCUUGCUGCAAUCCCUCUCGCAGGGGCUGCUGCCUCCCACAUCGCAGCAAGCAGGCCCCGCUGGAGCCACGCCCACACCUGCAAGGGGCGGCAGGAGGAUCGGCAGAGGUAGUAGCAGAGCGAGCGAGCAGGCCACGUCGGCGUGUGCUGCUGCGCUCUGCGCUCUGUGUGAGGCACACAAUUCCGAGGAACCACCGCCUGCUGCUGCUGCAUCAGCGUCGGAGAACGAAGGCUUGGCGGCACAGCUGGUGGCUGUGGGCGAGGUAAGGGGUCUUUUGAGGCGCCUCACAAAGAGCUCUGCACUGUGUUCGGUACCUUUUGAGGCGCCUCAAAAUGCACCUCAGCUGCUGGCUGUGGGCGAGACCCUACACCUGGCGCGCCUACAGCCGAAGCAGGAGGCUGACAUCAUCACAGCAGUAGCCUCCUCCAUCUCCUCCCUGCCACCCUCCCACCUGCUGCUCGCGCUGCAGCGAUUGCUGCACCCCGUGCUUGCAGCUUUGCACGCAUUCUCGGUUCAGAGGCAGGAGGACCCUCACCUGCCACAAUACCUUCAGCAGCUGGCCCCCUCGCUACAGUCACACCAAAUGCAAUCACCGGAUCAGCCACUUCUACAACCAGCGGAGACACGUGGGGGAAUCCAGUCGUUCCUUCUGUCUGCCUGCUGGCCGCAUUUGCAAUUCCUCCUUUCCCUCCCCUCCUCCUCCUCUUCUUCCCCCACUCUCGACCGUGAUGCCCUGACCUCUGCGGUGGCUGCUGCAGCCCGCUGCCUUGCUCCACUCGCCACGCUCUCAGGUCCAUCCUUCCUCCCCUGCACCGAAUCCGCCCUCUCCUCCCUUCAAUCCGCCUUCUCUGCAUCUGGCCCACCACCCGCCCCCCUCUCCCUCUCUCUCUGCCCGCCCAUCCUCCGAACUACCGAAACACUCCUCUCCCUGCAACCACUCACUACUGCCGAUCAGCUCCAGUUCAGCACAGCCCGCGCCACGUCAGCGCUGAUGUUCUUCGUGUCAGCACCUGCCAGCAUGGCACUCAAGGCCCCCAAGGGUGCGGAGCAGCAACCAGAGCUCGCGGAAGCGCUGUUGCACUUAGCAACGUUUCUCCUCAACCUCGUGCCGCCUGCUCACAUGGCUUCAGACCCCUCAUCGCCCGUGCUCCUACCGCUCUCCAAUCUCCUGCAAGUGGCAGCACGGGGAUGCACAGCAGCACACAGAGGGGUCUCCGCCUCCUCCUUCGCCUUCAUCUCAGCCUUGAUGACAGCAGGGACACAGCAAGCGGGGCUUCUCUCGUUACAGUCACAUUCACAGCAGUCGGUGCCUCCCCUGGUGCAGCUGUGCACGGCACAGGGCGCUCUGCUCUCCCACACACUCAUCGCCGCCCUGCUGGGUCCCAGCGCUGUUUCACGGGGUCAGCUGACGCUGAAGCUCACCUCCUUCCUCUCUCCUCCUCCCCUCCCUUGCUCCCCACCAGGUGCACAAGUGUGUGGGUCUGCUGCAGCAACUCUUCCACGUGUGCUGCUGUGCAACUCGCGCUGGCAGUUCCCCUCACGCACAGGAAAGCACGCCCGGCUCUCCUCCCUGCCGCCCGGCUUUUUGAGAGCAGGAGAAGCGGAGGCAGUCCUCCCUGCGUGGCUCGCGCAGCUUGCCUCUUCUCCUCCGCCUCUCGCCGCUUUGUCAUCUGAGGCUGAGUGGGGCAACACCCGCAUGCUGAGACGGCUGCUGCGGAGCUUUGCGGAUUCGCACAGGCACACAGCUGUCGGCGCAUAA
Messenger RNA from Closterium sp. NIES-65, 5394 nucleotides. The record is from the annotation of a GenBank genome assembly. Lineage: Eukaryota; Viridiplantae; Streptophyta; Zygnematophyceae; Desmidiales; Closteriaceae.